Nannospalax galili (Upper Galilee mountains blind mole rat) is the source of this 2912-nucleotide messenger RNA. RefSeq names its product eEF1A lysine and N-terminal methyltransferase (gene Mettl13). NCBI's taxonomy places the organism in Eukaryota, Metazoa, Chordata, Mammalia, Rodentia, Spalacidae. The transcript has 8 exons. The coding region runs from base 250 to 2349 and encodes 699 amino acids. The record is from RefSeq and is a predicted model, not a curated record.
CUGAGGCGGCUGCACGUGGGGCGCUGGCUGAGGGUGCCGAGGAGGGGCGGGCGCUUAGUGAGCCGCGUCGUACGCGUGCGUGCGCGCGCCGUACCAGGGCAUCCGGCUGGGUGUUGAGUGCCGGAAGGUCUGUGCGGCUGCUAGCGGCGGGUGGCAUUCCCGCUGCAGUGUCCCCCGCCGCCUGGGCUAGGUCCCCCCAUGGUACCUUCCGGCGCCUAGUCUGGAAGACGCCGCUCGCUUCGUGGGAACAUGAAUCUCUUACCUAAAAGCUCCAAGGACUUUGGCUCUGUUGACUAUUGGGAGAAGUUCUUCCAGCAGCGGGGAAAGAAAGCUUUCGAGUGGUAUGGGAGCUACUUGGAGCUGUGCGAGGUGCUCCACAAAUACAUGAAGCCCAGGGAGAAGGUGCUUGUGAUUGGAUGUGGCAACUCAGAGCUGAGUGAACAACUUUAUGAUGUGGGAUAUCAGGACAUAGUGAACAUUGACAUCAGUGAGGUUGUCAUCAAGCAAAUGAAAGAACGCAAUGCCAGCCGACGGCCCCAGAUGAGCUUCUUGAAGAUGGACAUGACACAGAUGGAGUUUCAGGAUGCCUCGUUCCACGUGGUAUUGGACAAGGGCACCCUGGACGCUGUCCUGACAGAUGAGGAGGAGAAGACCCUGCAGCAGGUGGACAGGAUGUUGGCUGAGGUUGGCCGUGUCCUGCAGGUGGGCGGUCGCUACCUCUGCAUCUCCCUGGCUCAGGCUCACAUCCUGAAGAAAGCAGUGGGUCACUUCUCCCGGGAGGGGUGGAUGGUGAGGGUGCACCAAGUGGCCAACAGCCGGGACCAGGUGUUUGAAGCAGAGCCUCGGUUCUCCCUGCCUGUCUUUGCCUUCAUCAUGACCAAGUUCAGGCCAGUCCCUGGCUCUGCCCUUCAGAUCUUUGAGCUGUGUGCUCAGGAGCAGGGCAAGCCUGUGCGGCUGGAGAGUGCCGAUCAGCUGGCUGAGGCAGUGCAGGAGCGGCAGCAGUAUGCUUGGCUGUGUAGCCAGCUGCGCCGCAAGGCUGGGCUGGGGACUGUGUCUCUGGACUUGUGCAAUGGGGACACGGGGGAGCCACGCUACACCCUGCACGUGGUGGACAGCCCCACUGUGAAACCAUCGCGGGACAGUCAUUUUGCCAUUUUCAUCAUACCCCAGGGCCGUGAGACUGAGUGGCUGUUUGGCAUGGAGGAGGGCCGGAAGCAGCUGGCAGCCAGUGCAGGCUUCAGGAGGCUGAUCACUGUGGCUCUUCAUCGGGGCCAGCAGUAUGAUGGCAUGGAUAGCAUUCAAGCAGAGCUGUCAACUAGGGUCAUGGAGCUAGCCCCAGCCGGGAUGCCCCCCCAGCAGCAGGUGCCCUUUCUGUCUGUGGGUGGAGACAUCGGGGUCCGAGCUGUUCAGCACCAAGACCACAGUGCCUUGAGUGGUGACUAUGUUAUUGAGGAUGUGCAAGGUGAAGACAGGAGAUACUUUCGACGACUGAUCUUCCUCAGCAGUAGGAAUGUGGUGCAGUCGGAAGCAAGGCUGCUGAAGGAUGUAUCUCGGAGAGCCCAGAAGAAGCAGAAAAAGGACAAGAAGAAACAGCGACUUGCUGGUGCUUCUGAGGACCUUCCUCCCGCACCAGGGCAGUCCAUCGAUAAGAGUUACCUGUGUUGCGAACACCACAAAGCCAUGAUUGCUGGCCUUGCCCUGCUGAGAAACCCAGAGCUGCUUCUAGAGACUCCACUGGCAUUAUUGGUGGUAGGCCUGGGUGGGGGUAGCCUCCCCCUCUUUGUUCAUGAUCAUUUCCCAAAGUCCCACGUCGACGCUGUUGAGAUUGACCCCUCCAUGUUGGAAGUGGCUACCCAGUGGUUUGGCUUCUCACAGAGUGACCGGAUGAAGGUGCACAUUGCAGAUGGCCUGGACUACAUUACCAGCUUAGCGGGAGGAGAAGCACAACCUCACUAUGAUGUCAUAAUGUUUGAUGUGGACAGUAAGGACCCGACACUGGGAAUGAGUUGUCCUCCUCCAGCAUUUGUGGACCAGCUUUUCCUGCAGAAGGUCAAAAGCAUCCUGACUGCAGAAGGUGUCUUCAUCCUUAACCUUGUGUGCCGUGACUUGGGACUAAAGAACUCAGUGCUGACUGGACUCAAGGCAGUUUUCCCUCUCUUGUAUGUCCGGCGAAUUGAGGGAGAGGUGAAUGAGAUCCUGUUCUGUCAGCUGCACCCAGAGCAGAAACUUGCCACACCAGAGCUCCUGGAAAUGGCCCAGGCUUUGGAGCGGACGCUGAGGAAGCCUGGGCAGGGUUGGGAUGACACUUAUGUCCUGUCUGAUAUGCUGCAGACUGUGAAGAUUGUGUGAGGCAGCCCUCUUAGCUUUCUGCCGAGGCUGGCUUGAACUGGCCUGCUGGAGGUUGAAGUCAUGGUGCACAGCACUUGUAGACCUUGGUUUUUCUUGGGCACACACUCAGCUCCGUUUCCCAUCUUUUGGGGUGCGAAGAGGCAUUUGGGGAAUGAUUUUACUUUUUUUGGAAAGCCUUACUAUGAAAGAAGUGUGGGGUUGGUCUCCGCUUCUGGAGACUGAAGAAAGCCUAAGAGCAGAAGUUACAGUUUGGCAAUGUGGUAGUGUGGAUCUUCAGUGUCUUCCAAUGUGUUUGAAGACUUGCUCCUCAGCCUUUGGCACUGUUGGGAGAUGGAGGAACUUUUAGGAGAGGCCUCGUAGAAGGAAGGUAGGUCAUUGGUGUGACCGAACGCUGAAGGGGCUCUUGGAACGUGGGCCUCUGCUUUUCAGCUGCUGUGAGGCACGCUUGUUCCACCAUGUCUACCCUAUGUGAUUUCCUGCCACUCCACAGGCCCAAGCAGUGGGUCUUCCCUCUGUAGCCUGGAACCUCCAAACUAAGCCAAAUAAACCUUUCCUCCUUAUAA